UCUUCUUCUUCCCGGUGUUCCCUACAAAAUUGAAAAAAUGGCUCUGCGUGUUUUUGGUUUAAAUAUAGUGAGAUCUAACAGGAAUCUGCUGAAAAAUGCACACAAAUUAUCCGCCCCGCCAUCAGGCUACAUGGCGGUUGCUCCAUUUGCCAGCGAAGUAACCGUUCAGGCUGCUCCUGCUGCUGUGCAGAAGCAAAAGGUCAGCAAGGCCAUGAGGGCGUACUUGAAAAGAGCCAACGAACACGACGAGUUCAUGAAGACCCAGCAUCUGGAGUUCCAGAUCGGUAAACGGCAUCUGGCCAACAUGAUGGGCGCUAAUGCGGAGACUUUCACACAGGAAGAUAUUGACGAGGCGAUAUCGUAUCUGUUUCCCUCCGGCUUGUACGACAAAAAAGCCCGGCCAGCUCUGAAAUCGCCGGACGUUGUCUUUCCCGCCCGCAAGGCUGCAGAGUUUGAUGAGACGGGUAGACCAUUCCACAGUAUGUUUUACACCGGCAAGCCCAACUUCUUCCAGCUGCUCCAUGACAUUGUGGAGGAAACCAAUAAGUUGGCGGACCUGGAAGAGCGCUUGCUUCGUCGCGGCAACAAGCCCGACGAGAACCAAAAACUCGAAAUGGCUGGAUUUCAGCUGCUACCCAAAGACCAGUUGGAACUUUUCCUGGUAGAAAGCAUUGCCGAUAUUGAGUACUCGAACUUCACCAAGUCCAUGGAACGUCUCAUUGCAUCACCGUAUGCUUAUAAAAGCAAAUCAUUUAUCGAACGUUUUCUGAAACCGUUGAUGGAUCAGUCCAAGCAGCUGGAAGUGCCCAAGCCAAAAAUCGAUGAGGAGGGUCGCCAGUACAUUACCACCUACGAGUGCCUGCGCAAAACUGCCAGAGCCGACGUCACAGUUCGGUUUCCGGGUACGGGAAAGAUCAGCAUUAAUGGAAAAGAUAUCUUAUACUUCGAGGACGAAAACUGCAAGGAGCAGUUGCUCUUCCCGCUGCAAUUUAGCGAACUGCUGGGCAAAGUCGAUGUGGAGGCCAAUGUCGAGGGAGGCGGACCUUCCGGUCAGGCUGGAGCCAUCCGCUGGGGCAUCGCGAUGAGUUUGCGCAGCUUUGUCGAUCAAGAGAUGAUUGAGUCAAUGCGUCUGGCUGGCCUGCUGACACGUGACUAUCGUCGCCGAGAGCGUAAGAAGUUUGGACAGGAAGGAGCUCGCCGCAAGUACACGUGGAAGAAGCGCUAAAAGGGCACGUGCAUCGACAAAGCUCUUUUUGCAUUUCAGACCAAAUCGUUUUAAUAAAAAUCAAUUAUGUUAAAGGA
This is a messenger RNA of Drosophila rhopaloa, 1302 nucleotides long. RefSeq names its product 28S ribosomal protein S9, mitochondrial (gene mRpS9). The coding region runs from base 38 to 1225 and encodes 395 amino acids. Gene Ontology annotation, cellular component: ribosome; mitochondrial small ribosomal subunit. NCBI's taxonomy places the organism in Eukaryota, Metazoa, Arthropoda, Insecta, Diptera, Drosophilidae. Gene Ontology annotation, biological process: translation. The record is from RefSeq and is a predicted model, not a curated record. The transcript is spliced from 7 exons. Gene Ontology annotation, molecular function: structural constituent of ribosome; RNA binding.